Sugiyamaella lignohabitans is the source of this 3123-nucleotide messenger RNA. RefSeq names its product ssDNA endodeoxyribonuclease RAD2 (gene RAD2). Gene Ontology annotation, molecular function: DNA endonuclease activity; single-stranded DNA binding. Gene Ontology annotation, cellular component: nucleus. The coding region runs from base 1 to 3123 and encodes 1040 amino acids. The record is from RefSeq and is a predicted model, not a curated record. Gene Ontology annotation, biological process: nucleotide-excision repair. NCBI's taxonomy places the organism in Eukaryota, Fungi, Ascomycota, Dipodascomycetes, Dipodascales, Trichomonascaceae. The transcript has a single exon.
AUGGGUGUAAGGGGUCUAUGGGAAGUGGCAAAACCCGUGGCUAGGCCAGUGACUCUAGAGUCACUGGCUAGGAAGCGAUUGGCUGUGGAUGCGUCUAUUUGGAUCUACCAGUUUCUCAAGGCCGUAAGGGAUAGCGAGGGCAACUCGUUGAGAAAUGCACAUAUUAUAGGUUUCUUUCGAAGAAUUUGUAAAUUACUUUAUUUUGAUAUUAAGCCGGUAUUUGUUUUUGAUGGCGAUGCCCCUACGUUAAAGAAGUCUACUAUUAAUAGAAGAAGAGAACGGAAACAAGGUAGGAGAGCAGCAGCAGCACAGACGGCAGCAAAGCUGUUGACAGUUCAACUACAAAGAUUAGCAGCUCAAGCUGAGAAAGAAUCGAAAGGUAAAGGUAAAUCUAAAGACAAUCAAAGUAACAGUGGACCCAAAACUCUGGUUGACCGUGAGUCAUAUGGAACAGGUGACGAUAUUCCUGAAAAUGCAGUCUACUUUGAUGAAAGAAACAUUAAGAAGGAGGAACCCAAGAAACCGUUUCGGGCACAGGACCAAUAUCAUUUGCCAGAAAUUGGUUCUAAUCCUUUGGUUGAGGCGAAUGAUCCGCGUCUUAUGACUGAAGAAGAACUAGCGGAGUAUGCAGAUGAGUUUGGAUCCCAAAUAAAUUCAGGUUUGUAUGACAACUCGCUCAUUGACUUCAAUUCUGAGGAGUUUCAAUUGCUACCUAAAACCACUCAAUAUCAACUGCUUAACACAGCUAGAUUGAGGUCCCGACUCCGUAUGGGAUACUCUGCAGACCAACUUGACCAGAUGUUUCCAGAUCGUAUGAAGUUUUCGAAGUUCCAAAUCCAGCGUGUUACUCAGAGAAACUUUCUUACUCAGAGUUUAAUGGGUAUGGCUGGAUUAGAAGAAGAUCUUUCCAAGAGAGUGGCGGGUGAUAAAAAUAGAGAAUAUAUCUUGAAAAAGAAUGAAAGUGGAUGGAGUUUAGGUUUGGAGCCCACAAAUAAAGAUGGUGUUAUUGAAUUAGACCACACUGGACAGCAAGUCAGGACAGAGGCCGUAGAUAGCGAUGAUGACAGUGAUGAUGCUGAAUUCGAAGAUGUUGUUCUGGAGGGGGAAACCAAGCCGCUGGGUUCCCCACAACCAAUCGAUGUAUCAAGAGAUAUUCAGAACGAAGAUGAGUCUUUUUUGCCAGAGUCUCUGAAUGAUUUUGAAGCGCUCGUACAGAGGCAAAGAUUCUAUGAUGAGCGGAGUAGCGCUUAUUCGAAACAAGGGCCGUCAGAGGUAGAUUCUUUGCCGACCAAAACAGCUAAAACACUUGACGAAAACUCUGACUUAGUCAAAGCCAUUAGAAGUAGCACACUCUUUGCCGACGUUGAAUUGACAGAAACGCAAACAGACAGCAAACCUGUGAUCCUUCCGCCGUGGUUUAUAAACGAACAUAAUGAGCAUGAUACUGAAAAAUCGCAAUCUAGACCAGAUACACGAGAAGGAAUUUCAGCAUUUGGCACAGUCGACGAAGAUCUGGAUAACUCGGGGUUGACCUCCUAUGAGUAUGGUAGAAAAAUACUCGACAUGCGUCACAAGCAGGAAAUUAGUGCGACGGAUAGAACAAAGGAUACUGAUUUAGGAGAAGAAUCAAGUGCUAUAAAGAGCAAUGAUAGAGCAGUAAUAGAAAUCUCGGAUGAUGAAACUAUUGAGGCACAAGACAGAGAUAUUAUUGUUUUAUCAGAUGAGGACAAUUUGCACACAACCCGAGAUGAAAAACCUGUUCCUUCUGAUAGAAAUGUAGAUAUCAGCACAGAAAGUUUAUCAGACGGUCAUCAAACGGGGGACAUAGUUGACGUUAGUUCGCUAUCGGAAACUGAACAAGGAGAUUUGGGAGAAGAUUCGGAAAAUAGCUCUGAAAAGGAACCCGAAAAAGCCUCUACUGUUUUGCCCACUGAAAAGUCGGUAGAUAAUGAGAGUUCAAUUGGUUCUCCUAUACAUCAUGUGGAUGAAGAAAAAGUACCAUUAAACACCGAACAGUUUCGCACUGCAAAUUUGGAAGCAGAUCGAAAUAACAUCGAACUUGACUCGACGGAUCUUGAACGAGCAGAUGAAGAUGCAAAGUUUGAGGAGCAAGAAGACGAUGAAUUGACAGAAAAUCUGUUACAAGAACUGGAAGAAAGUGAAAGAUUCACAAAACAGCUCAAUAAUGGCCUAAUGAAUAAUCAGUCCAAAGAGGAUUAUGAAAGAGAAGUAGAGCAACUUCGUCAACAGCACUUGAAAGAAGUAAGAGAUGCAGAUGAAGUAACUCAAAAUAUGGUUAGUGAAUGCCAAGAAUUAUUGAGACGGUUUGGAAUUCCCUACAUCACCGCUCCAAUGGAGGCUGAAGCUCAGUGUGCUAAACUCAUGCAGCUUGGAUUGGUAGAUGGUAUUGUGACUGAUGAUAGUGAUUGUUUUCUAUUCGGAGGUGAUCGUGUUUACAAAAAUAUGUUUAGUCAGUCUAAAUAUGUUGAAAGCUACAACGCGAUAGACCUUGAGCGGGAAUUCGAUCUUGAUCGUAGCAAACUCAUCAAAUUGGCGUUGCUGCUGGGUAGCGACUAUACAGAUGGUCUACCGGGCGUUGGUCCUGUAACUGCCUUGGAACUUUUAGCAGAGUUCAACAGUGAUGACGGUCUAGUCCAAUUUCGCGAUUGGUGGAAGAAAGUCCAGGCACUGGAUCCUGCCGCUGACUUUUCUUCAGAUUUCAAGCGAAAGUUUAAGAGAAAUGCAGCAAAACUGUUCUUGAGUGACAACUUUCCAGAUCAGAAUGUAAUCAACGCGUACUUGGUACCGAUUGUCGAUGAGGACAAAAGUCCCUUUGAAUGGGGUGUACCAGAUCUCGAUGCUCUUAGAACAUAUCUUAGCGGGAUGACUGGGUGGACAAAAGACCGGAUAGAUGAGCUUUUAAUACCAGUGAUCCAGGAUAUCAACAAAAGAAGAGCUAGGCUAGAGAAGUCAUCACAGACCCUCGUUCAGAGUUCUUUGAGCGAGUUCGCAGGAGUAUCAGCAAGAAAAAAGGUCGAAAUUGGUGGUAGCAAGAGAGUUCGAAAGGCUAUGCAAAGCUUGAUAGACCAGGCUGAGCGUAGGAAAAAACGGAAAGAUAUUUAG